ACAAAGAACAGAUAUUAAAAACAGUAAUCGUUACACUUGAAUAUUCUGUCUUUUUUGUUGUUGUUCUUGAUCUAUCAUACAUCAAGAUGGAAGGUAACAAGGAUGAGGCCCUCAAGUGUUUGUCAAUCGCAAAGUCAGCCUUGGAAACAGGCAACUUAUCUAAAGCUCAAAAAUUUGCUGAAAAAUCAAUACGCUUAUUCCCAACACGCCAAGGUGAACAAUUAUUGUCAGCAAUAAAAAACAAUACAAAGAGCAGCGCUCCCCCUCACAGUGCACCAAAACAAGAAAAAAAGACCCCUGAGCCAGUACAGCAAGAUCGAAAAUAUACAGCAGAACAAUUACAGGCUGUAAAAACAAUAUUGGCUUGUGGAAAAAAUUACUAUAAAGUACUCUCUGUUGAGAGAAAUGCAACAGAUAUUCAGAUUAAAAAGGCCUAUAGAAAGCAAGCAUUACAAUUCCAUCCAGAUAAAAAUAGUGCACCAGGAGCAGAUGAAGCCUUUAAACUGGUUGCAAAGGCAUUUGAUGUGUUAUCUGAUUCCAACAAAAGAGCUAUUCAUGAUCAAGGUGGUGAUGCGGACAAUAAUCGAGCAAGGUCAACAGCCUCCUCAUUUUAUCAUCAACCUCAAUAUGCAUAUAGUCGACGUCAUGGAGAAGAAGUAUCGCCAGAGGAUCUAUUUAAUAUGUUCUUUGGAGGAGGCAUGCGUAACAAUUUUGGACCAGGAUUCCGUCACCAGCAACAAUUCAGAUAUAGACAGCAACAACAGCAACAGAGAUAUUCAAGAUCACAUCAAAACAACAACAGGCAACAGCGAGGUGGAGACGAUCUUCUGGGAGGAUUAUCUCAAUUCUUGCCUAUCAUUCUUUUGUUUCUCUUGGCUAUUUUUGCUAUUUUAUUCUCCUUUGAAGGCGAACCUACUUAUACUUUUCGACCUUCAGUACCUAAUACCAAUUUACGAACUACUAAAUUCAAUCACAUCAAUUAUUAUGUAAAUCCAAAAGUAUUUGAUACAACAAUCAAGAACAACAAGUACAAAUUCCAAAGAACAGAAAGGCAGAUUGAAUCUGACUGGUUAAGCGAAUUAAGACACGGCUGUCAACAAGAACAAAGACGUAAAGCCAAUUUAUUGGCUCAAGCAGAAGGUAUCAUGUUUGGCAUUGUGGGAAGAGAUGAAAAGGCCUAUAAAAAGGCACAAAACAUGAAAAUGAAGAACUGUGAUGAAUUAAGGCGAUUGUCUCGCAAGAUACGAAGCUAAUAAAAUGACAUUUUUUUUUGAUUUGUCU
Messenger RNA from Gilbertella persicaria, 1281 nucleotides. RefSeq names its product DnaJ domain-containing protein. The transcript is spliced from 3 exons. The record is from RefSeq and is a predicted model, not a curated record. The coding region runs from base 87 to 1253 and encodes 388 amino acids. Lineage: Eukaryota; Fungi; Mucoromycota; Mucoromycetes; Mucorales; Choanephoraceae. Gene Ontology annotation, biological process: cellular response to misfolded protein. Gene Ontology annotation, molecular function: Hsp70 protein binding. Gene Ontology annotation, cellular component: endoplasmic reticulum membrane.